Messenger RNA from Branchiostoma belcheri (Belcher's lancelet), 1065 nucleotides. RefSeq names its product retinol dehydrogenase 16-like. The record is from RefSeq and is a predicted model, not a curated record. The transcript has 6 exons. NCBI's taxonomy places the organism in Eukaryota, Metazoa, Chordata, Leptocardii, Amphioxiformes, Branchiostomatidae. Bases 3 to 1001 code for a protein of 332 amino acids. Gene Ontology annotation, molecular function: oxidoreductase activity.
AUAUGGAGGUCUUGACGUUACUUGAGAUCGUGGCUGUUCUGUGGGUGACGUAUUUGGUGGUGACUUGGUGGUUGGAGAGAGGACGUCUGUCACAGCUGACCGACAAGACCGUCCUCAUCACGGGGUGUGACACCGGCUUUGGGAACCUCCUGGCCCGGCGGCUGGACCAGCUCGGCCUGCGGGUGUUCGCGGGCUGUCUGACCGAGGCCGGCGUGGCGGAGUUACGGCAGGACUGCUCCGAACGGCUGCAGCCGAUCCAGAUGGACGUCACCAAAACGGACAGCGUACAGGAUGCCUUCAGGGUGGUGAAGCAAGCUGUGGGGAGUAAAGGUUUGUGGGGGCUGGUCAACAACGCGGGUAUUCUGGGUGUUAUCACUGGAACUAUGGAAUGGGCCACCCUGGAAGAUUAUCAGGCCGUCCUGAACGUGAACUUGCUGGGGAUGAUUGACGUCACCAAGACAUUUCUCCCGCUUCUCAAGAAGUCACGUGGCCGGAUCGUCAACGUCGCAAGUGGUGCCGGGAGAAUAGCCUUGCCGAAUGCGUAUGGCGGACCUUACGCUGUGUCUAAAUAUGGCGCGGAGGCGUUUUCCGACUCUCUGAGACGGGCUAUGAGAUGCUUUGGCAUCAAAGUCCACAUCAUCGAGCCUGGGUUCUUCCGGACCCCAAUCAACAGCCAGGAGAACCUCCUGCGGCGCCUGGACCAGACCUGGCAGCGGCAGAGUCUGGAGACCAAGACUGAGUACGGAGAAGGGUUCCUACAAGCCACAAAAGACGCCAUAGUGGCUGCAGAUCGUUCCAUGCAAGAUCCAGUUGCCGUUCUGGACGCACUGGAGCACGCGCUGUGCGCUACCCACCCCCGGAGCCGUUACGUGGUUGGUUGGGACGCCCGUUACGUGUUUAUGCCGAUUUCCUGGCUGCCAACAGACCUGGGCGAUCUGGCCUUACGGCUGGUGGCACCGGAAAUAACGCCUACACCGGCUUGUUGUAAGGGUGGACAUUAGCAUACCCUGGAAGCCAAACUCGUUUCGGGCCGACAGCCGUUCCCUUCGGCAGCCAAGAGCCCUU